AUGGACUGGAACAUCGCCGAUAACUAUGAGGUGACCUCCAGCACCCUCCAGUCAGCGCGGCAAAGCCCCCUGGUGGGACCUCCACCUGCGGCGACUCCAGAAUCGGUGUCUGCCCAGAUGUACCAAGCAAGGGUGGCCUUUUUUGAGGUCAGCCGAUCUGCAGAGUCCUGCAUGAAUAAGCGCACCGCUACUUUCAAGACUUUGCUAGCAAAGUACAAGAAGCUGGAGGCGGAGCACGAGGCCUUGAAAGCCGAUCGCGAGAGCCAGACCGGGGAUAAUGCGCAAGUGGCGGAGCUCCUGAAGCGCGUCACCAAAGUCCAAGAUGAGAAGACUCAGCUAGCCGAGCAGCAUCAGGAGGAAGUGGCCCGGUUGCAAGCACAAGUCGCGGCACAGGCCGAGGCGCAUAAGACCGAGGUGGGUCAACUCACCUCGGCCCUCUCUACCCAGGCCGAUGAAAAGAUCCGCCUGGAGAGCGAGGUACAGAAAUGCAAGGGUCUGGUCGCCGAGAUUGAGACCCGCGCCACUGCCGUCGAGAGGGAGGAUGCUGAGAAGAGCCGGCUGCUUAAGGUUGUCCGGCAUGAGGUCGUCAAGAUCGACAAUAUGCUGAGCAAAUUUUUCCCACAAUCGGUCGAGACCGCCCAAGCUGCCAUGACCAAGGUGCGCAGGAAGAGGGAUCCAGCAGGAACGACCCCCUUUGAAUACGAUUUAGUGGAUUAUCUGGUCAGCAUUGCUAGUCGGGUAAAGCCUUUGAAGUCGUUCGGGGUUAACAUGCUGAAUGCCGGCAUCUGGGCCUUCCGAGCUCUAUGGCCAGGAGAAGAAGCUCCGACCGGCAUCCCGGAACUGGCGACGCAGCUUCUCGAGGUGAAGGAUCGCCUCAACGAUUGGCGGGAGUCAGCCGCACGCGUCGGCGCCGACGAGGCGUUGUCGUUCGUACUAUCUUGGUACGAUGGCAUCAACCUCGAUGUGCUGCAAUCGAUGCGAGCCGGCUCCCCCUAUCUCUCGGAUCCUGAGCUGAUCGCCAAGCGUAAAGAGCGGGCCUACUCCUUCAUUCAGUAUGCUGAUGUGCAUAAGUUUGUAGAGGGCCCGACAUCCGAGGCAGAGGCCGAGAUGGCCGAUGAAGAUGAAGAAGAAGCAGUUGAUGAGGAAAUUGUCGUCGAGUCGGCGUCCACCGCCACGGAUGCUCCGAGUUCUGGCGCCAACAAUCCCUCCAUCUCUUCUUAG
Molecule: messenger RNA, 1221 nt
Organism: Brachypodium distachyon (stiff brome)
Lineage: Eukaryota; Viridiplantae; Streptophyta; Magnoliopsida; Poales; Poaceae
Product: neurofilament light polypeptide-like
Exons: 5
Coding region: 1-1221 (406 amino acids)
Source: RefSeq, a predicted model, not a curated record